CUCUGUAGCUCCUGGCUUUCAACUUAUCCUUUUGAAGUUGGCUGAGCCAGGGAACAUGAGACCAGGGGGUGCAGAGGAACCCUCCUCCUUGGGUUGUAGCUCUGUCAACUUCACAUGUUGGAUAUAGGCACCAACUUUGUCAUAGCCAACUCCAUCUAAAGUAUAUUUGAACUCCAAGAACACAACAAGAAAUGUUUAAACUUACACGAAUCGCUCUCUUGAGGAGGAGGGGACCGCCGCGCGAUUGACACGCAUAUUCCUACAGGCAUCCUCCCCCAGCCCCCACCCCCACGGCCGGAUUCGGGUGGCUCCUCUCCGAGCUGAAAUCCGAGAAAUCCUUGGAUCUUUCGUCUUAUUAAAAAAAAAAAAAAUCCAAGAACCAUCGGCAUUUUGCUUUAUUGCUUCUUAAUCGCAAGAUGAAGAAGUUUUUCGACUCCCGGCGAGAGCAGGGCAGCUCCGGCCUGGGCUCGGGCUCCAGCGGAGGAGGGGGCAGCACCUCGGGCCUGGGCAGUGGCUACAUCGGAAGGGUCUUUGGCAUUGGGCGGCAGCAGGUCACUGUGGACGAGGUGCUGGCGGAAGGUGGAUUUGCUCUUGUAUUUCUUGUGAGGACCAGCAAUGGGAUGAAAUGUGCCUUGAAACGCAUGUUUGUCAACAAUGAACAUGAUCUCCAGGUGUGCAAGAGAGAAAUCCAGAUAAUGAGGGAUCUGUCUGGGCACAAAAACAUUGUGGGUUACAUUGACUCAAGUAUUAACAAUGUGAGUAGUGGUGAUGUCUGGGAAGUUCUCAUUCUGAUGGACUUCUGUAGAGGAGGCCAGGUGGUCAACCUAAUGAACCAGCGCCUCCAAACAGGUUUUACAGAAAAUGAAGUGCUCCAGAUCUUUUGUGACACCUGUGAAGCUGUAGCCCGCCUCCAUCAGUGCAAAACUCCUAUUAUCCACCGUGACCUUAAGGUUGAAAAUAUCCUUCUACAUGACCGAGGCCACUAUGUCCUAUGUGACUUUGGAAGCGCCACCAACAAAUUCCAGAAUCCUCAAAGUGAAGGUGUCAAUGCAGUAGAAGAUGAGAUUAAGAAAUAUACAACGCUGUCCUAUCGAGCACCAGAAAUGGUCAACCUGUACAGUGGCAAAAUCAUCACUACGAAGGCAGACAUUUGGGCUCUUGGAUGUUUGCUGUAUAAAUUAUGCUACUUCACGUUGCCAUUUGGGGAGAGUCAAGUGGCAAUUUGUGAUGGAAGUUUUACAAUUCCCGAUAACUCUCGAUAUUCCCAAGAUAUGCACUGCCUCAUUAGAUACAUGUUGGAGCCAGACCCUGACAAAAGGCCAGAUAUUUACCAGGUCUCCUACUUCUCAUUUAAACUGCUUAAGAAAGAAUGCCCAAUUCCAAAUGUACAGAAUUCUCCUAUUCCUGCAACACUUCCUGAACCAGUGAAAGCUAGUGAGGCAGCUGCAAAAAAGACCCAGCCAAAGGCCAGAUUGACAGAUCCCAUUCCCACCACAGAGACUUCAAUUGCACCUCGUCAGAGGCCCAAGGCUGGGCAGACUCAAGCAAACCCAGGAAUCCUUCCCAUCCAACCAGCCCUGACACCUCGAAAGAGGGCCACUGUUCAGGCCCCACCUCAGGUUGCAGGAUCCAGCAAUCAGCCUGGGCUUUUAGCCAGUGUCCCUCAAACUAAAACCCAGCCUCCACCCAGCCAACCUCAACCCAAGCAGCCACAGGCUCCCGCAGCCCCACAGCAGACGCCUUCCACGCCGGCUCAGGGUUUGCCCACUCAGGCCCAGGCCACACCCCAGCACCAGCAGCAACUUUUCCUCAAGCAGCAGCAGCAGCAACAGCAGCCACAGCAGCAGCCACAGCAGCAGCAGCAACCACCGGCACCCCAGCAGCCAGUGGGCACAUUUUACCAGCAGCAGCCACAGCAGGCGCAGGCGCAGCAGUUUCAGGCCACCCAGCAGCCACCUAUUGCUCCGUUUCCUGCAGUAUCCCAAGGGAGCUCUCAACAACAGCUGAUACAGAACUUCUACCACCAGCAGCAACAACAGCAGCAGCAGCAGCAGCAGCCACAGCUAGCCACAACCCUCCAUCAACAACAGCUGCUAACUCAGCAGGCGGCCUUGCAGCAAAAAACCACUGUGGCAGCAGGACAGCCGCCCCAGGUGCAGCCAGCCACAGCCUCACAGCCACCUCCAGCCCAGGAGUCUGCGCAGAUUCAAGCCCCAGUAAGACAACAGCCAAAGGUCCAGUCAACCCCACCCCCAGCCGUCCAAGGACAGAAAGUCGGAUCUCUCACUCCUCCUUCAUCCCCUAAGACCCAGCGUGCUGGGCACAGGCGAAUUCUCAGUGACGUGACUCACAGUGCAGUCUUUGGGGUUCCUGCCAGCAAAUCUACCCAGCUGCUCCAGGCAGCUGCAGCUGAGGCCAGUCUCAAUAAGUCUAAGUCUGCAACCACCACUCCAUCUGGCUCCCCUCGGACUUCCCAGCAAAAUGUUUAUAAUCCAGCAGAAGGGUCUACUUGGAACCCUUUCGAUGAUGACAAUUUCUCCAAACUCACAGCUGAAGAACUAUUAAACAAGGAUUUUGCCAAGCUGGGGGAUGGUAAACAUCCUGAGAAGCUUGGAGGUUCAGCUGAGAGUUUGAUCCCUGGCUUUCAACCUACCCAAGGUGAUGCUUUCGCCACUUCUUCAUUUUCUUCUGGAACCGCUGAAAAGAGGAAGGGUGGGCAGACUGUGGAUUCUAACGUCCCACUUCUAAGUGUGUCUGAUCCUUUUAUUCCUCUUCAAGUACCUGAUGUACCAGAAAAACUAAUUGAGGGACUCAAAUCUCCUGACACUUCUCUUCUGCUCCCUGACCUCUUGCCUAUGGCAGAUCCUUUUGGUAGCACUUCUGACGCUGUAAUUGAAAAAGCUGAUGUUGCUGUUGAGAAUCUCAUACCAGGACUGGAGCCCCCUGUGCCCCAGCGACUCCCAUCUCAGACGGAAUCUGUGACCUCAAACCGAACAGAUUCUCUCACCGGGGAAGAUUCCCUGAUUGAUUGCUCUCUGCUUUCUAACCCUACUACUGAUCUUCUGGAAGAGUUCGCCCCCAUAGCCAUCUCUGCUCCGGCCCAUAAAGCUGCAGAAGAUAGUAAUCUCAUCUCAGGUUUUGAUGUCCCUGAGGGCUCGGACAAGGUGGCAGAAGAUGAGUUUGACCCUAUUCCUGUAUUGAUAACCAAAAACCCACAAGGUCUUCAGAGAGAGCCCAAUCCUUGUCCUGUAAUAACUGUAGAGCACUUUAAAGAGUCAACGGGUGUUAAAGGCCUUCCCUUGUAUCCAGACCCAUCUAGAAUGCCUUGCACAAAAACUCAGAACAGUUUAGAAUCUGAGUACUUGACUAGAGAUGGCCCUUCAAGCAACAGUUCAUUCCACAGCAGUGAAGAGGAAGGGACUGACCUUGAGGGGGACAUGCUGGACUGCAGUGGCUCUCGGCCUCUCCUCAUGGAGUCUGAAGAAGAGGAUGAUAGCUGCAAGCUUCCCCAAGGAAAGCUGGGAGGAACUAUUCCAUUCCCUCAGCCAGAAGUCUCCACUGAGGAGGCAAAGGCAGUACAAAGUGGAAGAAGGAACCAGUUCCAGACUCUUACGCAACCACCUACUGAUGACCUUGGUGAGCCAGAUGUUUUUGCCACAGCACCCUUCCGGAGCUCCAGGGUUCCAACUGGUGACAUGGACAUUUUCUCCAAUGCCCCAUUUGUCUCCAAGGGCAGUGUGGCUGCAUCUCAGCCAGAGGAGGCAGACGUGUUCUUGAGAGCGCCAUUUACCAAGAAGAAAAGUAUGGAGGAGUUAACAGUCACCCAGAGCACUCCACAGGACUUGCCUGCACAGGGCAGUCUCCGAAGUCAGACAGAUGAUGCCCCUCUGCUGUCAGGCCUCGACAAAGCAGUGUAUGCCUCUAUGCGAGCUCAGUAUUCCACAGCGGGUUUUGUCCAGCAGGCUAAUCUUCCCUCCCAUUCUGUACAAACUGCAGAUCAUGUUGACAUCAUCUCUCCCAGGGCCUCCUUUCUGGAAUCUGGAGGCCAUCCUAAUGACAGAAACAAAGGACCUCAGCCCCAGAAAGAAGCUGUGUCCGGCUCUGUGGCUGGCAAACCAUUCCGCCCCCAGUCUUUAUCCAAAUAUUCCCGUCACUAUAGCCCAGAAGAUGAGCCAAGUCCAGAAGCCCAGCCCAUUGCUGCCUACAAAAUUGUUUCACAAACCAAUAAGCAGUCAAUAGCUGGCUCUGUCUCCAUCACAUCCCUUUCCUCUAGGACUACAGAGCUGCCAACUGCUGAUCCUUUUGCUUUAGCACCCUUUCCUUCCAAAUCAGGCAAGCAGAAACCUUAGGAACAGUACCUAAGCCUUAGGGCUGUCUCUUCCCCUCCCUCCAUACUGACCACACCACACACAAUUAUCUUUCUGUUCUUUUCAUCAGAGAAGUUCUAUCUAUACACUCAGUUGCAGGAAUAUUUGGUUGAAACUUAAAUUAUGCUCAUCGUUUUGCUUAUAUUAAUUUCUGAGCUUUUAGUUCUUUUCUAUCUCCCCUUCUACCCAGAAUGCUUUUUCCCACCACAGAUGUUUUAAAUCUAGAAAGUACUUCACCCCGACAUUCAAGGGGACGUUUUUUAUUCCUAGUUUUAAUUCCUGUAGUUCUUCUGAGUCAUGUUGAUUGAGGAAUCAUGAUUAGUCCUCUAAGACUUGACGUAAUACUCUUUUGAAGGGGGGAUAGAUAUUUCUGGAAAGUAGUGCAAGAUUAAAGUCCUGCACAUCAAAAGGAGGUGUAAUCCUGCAGAUACUAAUCAUUCCUAUAAAACCAGCAGCUCUGGAAGAGUUCUCUAAAUCUAUUUCUGAGUCUGGAGGGGCCAGGCUGCCCUCAUACAUAAGCUGCCCUCAUACAUAAGGCUUAUAAUAUGUGUCAAAUUCUUCCCUACAUUGAAAUGUAAACAGACAAGGUGUCUUUGUCAUGUUCAUUAGUGUUGAGCCUUCCCUGUGUCCACCCUUUUUAAGGUUAGUAUGAGUGAACAGGUGUCUGUGUGUGUGUGUGUGUGUCUUACAUUUGUGAAAGUUUGUGUAUGCGUAUAUAUGCACAUACACCAGCACAGGAAACUUUUUUUUCCCUUUAGGUAGAUCCUGUCCCACCAUGCCUACCUCCAUAAUCACUCAUUUACUGACAUUUGUCUCCUGACCUAACUGACUUGAACCCUAUUUUGUUCAAUUUUAUGCCAAAAUUGAGUACAAUUAAGUACAGGAAAAUCCUGCUGGAAUGAAAGAUUCAAAGUAAUAUUUUUUAAAGAGUACUGAAAAGCUUAAGUCUGAGUUAAGUCUGAUUCAUUGCAGAAUCAAUUAAUCAUGAGGCUAGGUCACAGGCUGGAUAUGCUUUUCUUGUUUUUGUCCAAAUGCCUGUCAUCUUUCGCUGUUGUCCUUUGAGUACGUUGUAUCAGAGACAGGCAGAUCAGCUUGGGAGAAUGGGAAGGAACUAAGUGAACCAUAGAAAACCUUUCAAUAUCCUAUCCGGUAAAGUAUACCGGAUAGGUAACUGACUUGUGUUUUUGAAAUGUCUUCUGUUUUUUGAAAGAUAUGAGUCAUUCCUGGCCGUUUUCAUACCCUUUAUAAUUAGUGCCUUAAAAUGAAGCUUCUCUGUAGGGAGAUUUCAGCUGAGAAAUGGAAAGAGUUGCUGUACCAUGUUUCAGCUUGAAAGCUUCCUAUGACUUGUAGCAAGUGUUAGUGAUUUCUGCAUUAGCUGGAGAAGCUGGGAGAUAACCUUACCAAACCAGAUUAAUGAUUUAAGAAUUAUUGGAAAUUCACCCAAGAAUAGUCUUUAAAUUUGAAGUUCAGAGAUCUUGGCAGGAAAAUGUAAGACUUUUUUUGAAAAUUUAUUCUUCAUCUGUUUUAAAUGUCCAGCUUAAAAAAAAUUAACCUUUUCACAUAAAUAAAUGGCACUGGAUUAGAGCUA
Erinaceus europaeus (western European hedgehog) is the source of this 5955-nucleotide messenger RNA. RefSeq names its product AP2 associated kinase 1 (gene AAK1). Bases 417 to 4349 code for a protein of 1310 amino acids. The transcript is spliced from 23 exons. Gene Ontology annotation, molecular function: ATP binding; protein kinase activity. The record is from RefSeq and is a predicted model, not a curated record. Lineage: Eukaryota; Metazoa; Chordata; Mammalia; Eulipotyphla; Erinaceidae. Gene Ontology annotation, biological process: protein phosphorylation.